GACAACGGCACGAGACAACACUUACGGUGGAAUUCAGAGAAGAAGUUGCUCUCUGGUGGGUCUAUGCCUCCAAGAAAUUGUACCUUUUCAAAGAUUCAGCCGUGGAUGCUGUCUCCCAAAACAGCUUUUCUCACUUCAUUACCGCCAAAAGGGCGGUGAGUAACAGUGCCCUCGCAAGGUUGACGCUCGCGUUAUAAAUUGAACUGGUCGCCACGGGUUCUGGCUCAUAAUCAAUCAAGUGCCCUGAUCAGUUUCAGGCAUGGGAGAGGGAGAUUUCAAGCAUUUAGUUGUUGUCAAGUUCAAGGAAGGGGUGGUCGUUGAAGACCUCAUCAAAGGGAUGGAGAAGAUGGUGUCAGAGAUUGACAAUGUCAAGUCCUUUGAAUGGGGACAGGACAUUGAAAGCCUGGAUGUGCUGAGACAAGGUUUCACGCAUGCCUUCCUCAUGACAUUCGCCAAGAAAGAAGAGUUCGCUGCGUUUCAGGGUCACCCGAAUCAUGUGGAGUUCUCAACAACGUUUUCAGCUGCCAUUGAGAAGAUCGUGGUGCUGGAUUUCCCAGCUACUCUUGUGAAAGCACCGGCUUAAGAUUUUCAACAUCCUCUGUUCGACCCAUUCAUCAUAAAGAUUUCACCUUUACAGCUAUGUAUGCAUCCGCGCGUCCAUUUGUCUGUGUGAUCUCUUGUUUUGUGAUGGGUCCGUCCAUCCGUACAAGUUCUCUUGUUACGGACUUAUAGCUAGUACGCAUGGCUUAUGAACUAUAAACUGUUCACCCCUUCUCUUUAAUGGAUAUUUUGUAGCAGUUGGUAUUUGACA
Molecule: messenger RNA, 811 nt
Organism: Prosopis cineraria
Lineage: Eukaryota; Viridiplantae; Streptophyta; Magnoliopsida; Fabales; Fabaceae
Product: stress-response A/B barrel domain-containing protein At5g22580-like
Exons: 2
Coding region: 260-583 (107 amino acids)
Source: RefSeq, a predicted model, not a curated record